GUGCAAUGUGGAUCUUCUAUAGGUUCAUCAUAUGUUCGCUAUUCCACAAAGCGGUGGGACAAUUCGAUCCCUACUUUGCUGACGGGAGGACCGGAAUCGUACAUCUGGUCGAGUGGCGAUACGAGGACAUCGACUCGGAAUGUACCAACUAUCUGGGCCCGAAUGGGUUCGGUGCGGUUCAGAUUUCUCCGGUCAACGAGGUUCGCGUCAUGGAACCGCGAUCGUGGCAGGAGCGUUAUCAACCAGUUUCCUACAGAAUGGUUGGACGAUCUGGAACCGAACAGCAGCUGCGCAAGAUGAUAUCCAACUGCAAUGAUGCCGGUGUUCGGGUGUUUGUCGAAGUGGUUCUGAACAACAUGGCCGAUGGAAGUGGUCGGAUAAUGGGUACCGGUGGAUCGUACGCUAUUCCGGAUUCUUUGGACUAUCCCGGAGUGCCGUUCACCAGUACCGACUUUAAUUAUGGUUGCUCGAUCGUUGAGGAUGAUGAUAUUCAUGAAAUUCGUACCUGUCAAUUGAGGGGACUGCCCGAUUUAAACCAAAGUUUGGCCAGAGUACGUCAGCGAAUAGUGGAUUUUCUCAACCAGCUUAUCGCUAUGGGAGUAGCAGGGUUUUAUAUUGACUCAGCGAAAUACAUGUGGCCACAUGAUUUGAUGACAAUAUACUCAAAACUGGGUAACCUCAGUGUGUCAGCCGGAUUCGAGGCGGGCAGCCGGCCUUUCAUCUACCAGGAUGUGGAAGAUUUGUCCCCCGAUGGAAUCCGGAAGCGUGAAUACACCCCCUAUGGAAUGGUAUCGGAGUACCGGUUCACCUACGAUAUGGCCGACAUAAUGUUCAAGAGGAAACCCUUCCACAAGAUGGUCUUCAUUGGCACAAAGCUGGGGUACGUUCCGCGGGAAAAGUCGAUAGUAUUUUUGGAUACACCUUCGUUGCAAAGAUUUUCCGAGCAAGAGGACGACCCGAAGGUGGUUUCAUUCAAGCAUCGCAAGCUCUACACAAUGGCGCUGGUGUUCAUGAUGACCCAUCGUUACGGGAUGCCUCGUUUUAUGAGUUCCUACAAGUUCAAACAAUUUGACGAAGGACCUCCGGUGGACACACGUGGCAACAUAGCUUCGAUUGUUUUGGAUGAAUUUGGGCAGUGUACCGGUGAAUGGGUUUGUGAACAUCGAUGGCCAAUUGUUCGUAACAUUAUGAAGUUUAGAAUGGACGUUGCUGGAGAAGCUGUUAGGAGUUGGGUUGAUAAUGGGCAGAAUCAGAUAGCUUUCUGUAGGGGGAAAGUUGGAUUUGUGGCAAUAAAUGCAGAAAUAUCGCUCAGCAUGAAGGCCAACCUUUACACGUGUCUUGAACCGGGAGUUUAUUGUGAUUUGGCCACGGGACUUUCCGACAAUACCGAAUGUACCGGGAGAGCCGUCAAAGUUGGUGAAGAUGGAAGAGCCGAUAUUAUGAUUUCAAGUAAAGAUGACGAGCCGUUUUUGGUGUUACUGGCGAAUCAAAAACUACCCUGAUAUGUUGAAAUACAUAUGCAUUUCUUAAACAUUUUAUAAACGUAUGCUUUAUUAAGUCUUAACAAUUUUUGAAGAGUAAUUUGAUGCCAUUUCAUGGAAACUUACACUGUAUUGAAGCUUUCAAAAAGUCUUUCUAAUAACUACGGAGAAAAUAUAGACACAUCCAUGGUGAUCUCUUUCACCAACCACAUUUGAGAAUCUUUUUUCGCAUCACAAUCCUCGGCCAUCAGUGUAUUAUUGGCGCUCACAUCCAACCCUAAACACUUGUUGUGUUUUAUGUUUCGGAACUGCCCCGUGCCGUUGACAUUUUCCCAACCCUGGUUCCCUCGCUGCCGAUGGCAUCCAAAGACUUGGAUCCCGUUCCCAAAGCCCAGAUAAUCCAGACAAUUCUUUCGACUGUUAAUGUCCCGAUAGUAGCUGUGUGUCCAAUAUUGAUU
Messenger RNA from Uranotaenia lowii, 1939 nucleotides. Its product is annotated as alpha-amylase 4N-like. Gene Ontology annotation, molecular function: cation binding; alpha-amylase activity. NCBI's taxonomy places the organism in Eukaryota, Metazoa, Arthropoda, Insecta, Diptera, Culicidae. The transcript has 2 exons. The record is from RefSeq and is a predicted model, not a curated record. Gene Ontology annotation, biological process: carbohydrate metabolic process. Bases 6 to 1502 code for a protein of 498 amino acids.